Messenger RNA from Zingiber officinale, 1107 nucleotides. RefSeq lists its product as uncharacterized. The record is from RefSeq and is a predicted model, not a curated record. NCBI's taxonomy places the organism in Eukaryota, Viridiplantae, Streptophyta, Magnoliopsida, Zingiberales, Zingiberaceae. The transcript is spliced from 8 exons. The coding region runs from base 1 to 1107 and encodes 368 amino acids.
AUGAGGGCCAGUCAUAGAUACAAUAGGAUACAACUAGAGUUCCCACAGACGAUGUCAAAUAUGAUCCUGUCUGAAAGCAGGGAAGAUAACUCGUUGGGCAGGAAUUGCUUCACUUUGAAAAUGGUGAACAAAAGAAUUCAAAAGUUGCUUCAAAAUACCAAAGGACGAUCUAAAAGAGAAGAAUCAAAUAAUAGAGGAUUAAAUGGUGAAAAUGAACCACAAGAUGUACCACUGCCGCACUCUCCAUCGGAAACACAAAAUGCUGAAUUGGACUUACAACACAAUGGUUCAUCUCAAAGGAGCCAAAAUACACGGGGCAGGACAGUGAUGAGGGAUGUUCAUUCAUUAGGUCCCAAUGACUUACUAGUUGUAAGAUUUAAUGAAAGGGGUCAACCUUAUGGAGAAAUGCAACCCACGCUUUCAAAUUUUGUAGGAACGAUUGCUCGAAAUGGAAACUUGUUACCCCUUAGUUUUCUAGACCGGAGGAAAAUACCUAAAAAUCGUUUGGAUCUUGCAUGGGGAUAUGUAACUGAACAUUUUUGUAUCCUUACUCGCCACAAAAAAAUUGUGAUGCAAAUGAUGGGAGUUGCAUGGAGGCGAUGGAGGGCCGAAGUCAAGGCAACGUCUUAUGACCCAAAUAUUCCUUUAGAUGAGCUCUUGCAAAUUCGUCUUGUCCCUCAUAAGCUGACACUCGAGGUUUGGGAAACUUUAUGUGACUAUUGGAAGAAGAAUGAGUUUCAGGAAAAUGGUGUAAAACCUACUCGUAUUGAAAUAUUAGAUUUAAGUUGUCAUAGUAAAAAGAAAGGAAGGUCUCCUAUUGCUGAUGAAGCUAUACGACAUGAGACUUUAUUGAAUGAGGCUGUGAAACACCAUCUCCAAGACAUGCCGGAGGGAACAGAUCCAAGACAAGUGCAUGAGCAAGCAUUUCGUGAGGUGUUCGGGCCUGAGCAUUUUGGCCGAGUUCGAUGUUUAGGAGCUGGUGCACUGCCUAGCCAAGUUUUUCCUGACCAAUAUAAGCGUAGCCAUUGCCAAGGAUAUGACACUGCUUCGGAUGCCACAGAAAAGUUCAAGGAAAUGAAAGAAAAAAAUAAAGGAAAUGGAAGCUAG